Molecule: messenger RNA, 321 nt
Organism: Racocetra persica
Lineage: Eukaryota; Fungi; Glomeromycota; Glomeromycetes; Diversisporales; Gigasporaceae
Source: the annotation of a GenBank genome assembly
AUGGCAACACCUUCUGGUAGCUUUGCAUCGUUAGAAGAAUAUCGAAAGCAACUCAACCGUGAAUGCCAAAAACGUUUUAGAAAUAAGAAUAAAAAAACUACCUCAGACCUAUCCAUUAAUGUUUCCAAAAACCUUCAAGACUUACUUAAUAUCGAAGUUCUUAUGGUUGUAAUCGAACCUCCUGCUAAUAAUACUAAUUCUGCUUCUGCAAUAUUAGAAGAACAUCGAAAGCAACUCAACCAUGAGCGUCAGAAACAUUUUAGAGAUAAAAAUAAAGAAACUAUCUCACAUCUAUACAUUGAUGUUUCUGAAGAACUUUGA